Messenger RNA from Trametes versicolor FP-101664 SS1, 1089 nucleotides. RefSeq lists its product as uncharacterized. Bases 1 to 1089 code for a protein of 362 amino acids. The transcript is spliced from 8 exons. The record is from RefSeq and is a predicted model, not a curated record. NCBI's taxonomy places the organism in Eukaryota, Fungi, Basidiomycota, Agaricomycetes, Polyporales, Polyporaceae.
AUGUCUUCUUCGAUCUUCAGCGGGCUGAGCAGGCUCAUGCCUCGUUCCUCGAUGAACGCGGUUGGUAUCAACCUGGCGCUGGCAUGCAUCGAGAGCUUGCUCUACGGAAUGUUCUUCGUUCUCGCCAUGACCUCCCUCGCGGUCCUGGUCGGCCGCCAUACAAAUCGCGCUAGCAGCUUCAGCGGGCGCUCUUUUACGUCCGACAGGAUAUGGACCUCUCCCCUUUUUGUCGCAACCAUGUUCCUACUCGCAACAGUGACGUCCCAUUGGCUAAUCACCGUGCGAAGAGUAUUCGACGCCUUCGUCUACUACGAGGCCGGCCAGGACCCAAUGGCAUACUAUCUGACUGUCGAGGCGCCAACUCAGGUGAUAGGGACAGCCUUCGUGGUUGCCACUGUCAUUGUAGGCGACAUCAUUCUGACGUACCGUAUUUGGACCGUCUGGGACCGGCGAUGGGCAUUGAUCGUCUUCCCGACACUUUGCACACUAGCCUACACCGCGCUGGGUGUCAGUAUGGUCCAGCUAUUCGCCUCAUACGAGCCAAACGAGAGUAUUUUCAUGUCCGCUGCGCGACACCGUGUCAUUCCGACCUCCGCCCUCACUCUUGCCACGAACCUCUAUGGAACAGGCAUGAACGAUAGCAUAUCGGAUAUGGUCGAGCAACAGGGCUAUGAAGCACAGUCACACGUUCGGCGGUGUGGGGCUCAAAGUCUCCGGCUGGUGAUAUUCAUCGAGAGCGCCGCCUUCUACACGUUCUGGACGCUCUUCUUCGUCGUCUCCUUCUCCGCAAAUUCGCUCCUCGAGCAAUUCGCGUUCCACUGCAUCCCCGCCGCGACAGGCAUCUCCUUCAUGCUCAUCGUCGUGCGCGUCGGCCUCGGCUUCCACUGGUCGCAGAUCACGGGUGUCGGCAUCAGCCCGGCGGGGCUCGCGCAUGGCCGCCGCCCGUCGAUGCGCAAGCCCGCGCUCACGUACCCGCCACGCGCGAUCACGCUCAACGUGACACGCACGAUCGAGCAGGAGACGGACUACGCGCUGCGGAUGUCGCCCGAGCCUAGUGGUAGCAGGCACGACGUCGCAGAGAUGUGUUGA